AUGGCGGCGGAGGUCCCUCAGCAGCAGCCGGAGCCGCUCGGCCCCGAUGCGGACGUACGGCACCCCUCCCAGAUCGCUGUGCAGAACCCGCUGGUGUCGGAGCGCCUGGAGCUGGCGGUGCUGUACAAGGAGUACGCGCAGGACGACCACAUCUACCAGCAGAAGAUCAAGGACCUCCUGCAGAAGUAUUCCUACAUCCGCAAAACGCGGCCGGAUGGGAACUGCUUCUACCGCGCCUUCGGCUUCGCUCACCUGGAGGCGCUGCUGGAGGACAGCCAGGAGCUGCAGCGCUUCAAGGAGAUCUCAGCACGCAGCAAGGACGAAUUGGUGGCCCAGGGCUUCACCGAGUUCACGAUCGAGGAUUUCCACAACACGUUCAUGGAGCUGAUUGAACGUGUGGAGCGCGGCGUGCCGCUGCCGGAGCUGCUGGCAGCCUUCAACGAGCCCAGCACCUCAGACUACCUGGUGGUUUACCUCCGCCUGCUCACCUCAGGCUGCCUCCAACGCCACCGCCGCUUCUUCGAGCAGUUCCUGGAGGGCGGACGCAGCAUCAAGGAGUUCUGCCAGCAGGAGGUGGAGCCCAUGUGCAAGGAGAGCGACCACAUCCACAUCAUCGCGCUGGCGCGGGCGCUGCAGGUGCCGGUGUUGGUGGAAUACAUGGACCGGGGCGAAGGCGGCGCCACCAACCCCCACGUGUUCCCCGAGGGUUCACAGCCCCGCGUCUGCCUCCUCUACCGCCCCGGCCACUACGACAUCCUCUACAAGUGACCGCGCGGCCUCGCACGAGUCCCCCGAGGGCUCUGCAGGGCUUUGCACGAGGCCUGCGGGGUUCUGCGCGGCUCGCCGUGGCUCCAUGAGGUCUUCAUGCGAGUCUCAUGGGCCUUUGCACGGCCGUGCGUGGCCUUGCACGAGUCCUGCAGGUCCCUGUCAGGCCUUGCACAACCCUCCAGGGUCUCGAGCAGCCUCACGAUGGCCUCGCACGAGCCCUGCUGGGCCUUGCACGAGUCCCCGUGCGCUCUCGCACGGCCCUUGUGCAUCCCCCCUCCCCCUCGGUUCCAAAUAAAGAUGUGGCCCCCCCUC
Lagopus leucura (white-tailed ptarmigan) is the source of this 1080-nucleotide messenger RNA. RefSeq names its product OTU deubiquitinase, ubiquitin aldehyde binding 1 (gene OTUB1). Gene Ontology annotation, biological process: protein K48-linked deubiquitination; negative regulation of double-strand break repair. The transcript has 6 exons. Gene Ontology annotation, molecular function: cysteine-type deubiquitinase activity; ubiquitin binding. Gene Ontology annotation, cellular component: nucleus. Bases 1 to 768 code for a protein of 255 amino acids. NCBI's taxonomy places the organism in Eukaryota, Metazoa, Chordata, Aves, Galliformes, Phasianidae. The record is from RefSeq and is a predicted model, not a curated record.